UUUAUUUUUAGGCACCUAAGUAAAUAAUACAACUUCAAAACAGGUGAGCAGCCAGCACAUUUCAUUGACUGCUUAUUUUGACUGUUUUGUUAGACUUUCAGCUUGUCCUCACGCUGUUUGUUAAAUACUGGGAGUAAUUCUUUGUUGUUUACCAUUACUUAAAAAGCCCCGAGAUACCACUGGUGAGAAGAGCAGCUGGAGCUGGGAGUUGACAAAGCUGUAUAUUCUUCACGUCUCUUGUCUUUGCUACUUAUGCCCUGUGUAAAUAGCAAAGUAAUGUGAUGUCGUAGCAGCAGUGUGCUGCUUUGUGCAGUGUACGCAGGGACAAGCAACUGCAGGAGGAUUAGACUGUGAAAUAAAAUGGUGCUGCUAUGCCCACUUUGCACCACACAAGACGGUGAACAACUGCAUCAAUAAAGUCUUUUUGAUUAAAACUAAUGCUUUGUGUUUUAGCCAGUGUUGAGCCUAUUAAAAAAACAAUCAGCUUUUUUUCGAUCAGACCAUGCCUGGAAGAACUUGAAGAGCUCCUUCUCUGCAGUUCUCGCCUUGCACCCUCAGCUCUGCUCCUGAGAUCUGCUAGUAAAGGCAGUGCAGUGCAGCAGCAGCGUGCCGGCCAGCAAGCCAAGAAAUGGUCUCCAAAUGGACGUUGGAAAUGCCAAGUCUGCUGUGGGGUGUGCUGCUACAUUAUAGUGUAUGUCGCUCAUCCCAGACAAUUGACAGAUUGAUUGUAGGUCUGCAAUAGAUGAGGAUUCAGUAUUUGUAUAUCAUGCAUUUAAAAAGGCAGGGGAAGGGUUAUCAUCUAUAAAUAAUGUGAUUUGAUUCCCUGAAGCAAAAAUGUUCGUCAUCUAUAAAUAAGAUGAUUUCAUUCACUAGAGCCAUUGUGAUACAAUUUUACAACAGGACUGAGCCAUUUUUAUUGAUCACUACAAAUCAAUUGUGUUGUUGCAUAUAUAUUGGUACAAAACACCACCCCAUCACAUUUAUGACUCUGCUACAUCAGUACAUGUGGAAUGUUCUGUAUCACUGCAUAUUUGUUUAAUCAAGCUAAUAUUUCAUCUGCCUUGUUGAAGUGAUAAUGUGGUAAGAACAAACUCAAAUUACUGAAAAUCUUCAACCUAUUCAUUUCUGAUCAAAGAGCUAGCUGAGGGACUUAGACUCUUUAAGUUACACAAAGAUUCUUUCUCUCUUUUCUAAACAUUAGAUUUUGCAGAACAAAAAGAAAAUCUCCACUUUAGGCAAAAACAUCUUUUGGCACCACAGAAUUCACUUACAAGUUUCACCUUUCAGUCCUUGAGAAGAGCUAGUAGAAUUGGCUACGGAAAUCACUUUUCUUCCACGGGCUUUUUGCAUUCUCUGCUUUGUUUGCCUUUCUAAGGACUCAGUGUGGAAGAUCUCUCUUUCUCCAAGUCAGACAAUCAUCCCAAGGAAAUGGACUUCUCUGGCUGUGCUUUAGUAAAGAGAGUGAAUGCAACUACAUACCACAGCAGGGAGACAGAGUUCAACAGUUCCUCGAAUUUGGAUGAUAUCUCUUUGUUCUAUUUGCUGGAAGAAUGGGCUUUCAACCCAAGAAGCACAAACAUGAAGAUGUUCUUAAUCCCUCCAGUUGUCUGCCUCACAGCAGGUGUCCUCAUCAUUCCUACCAUCUUGUUUGUGAUCUUCUCUAGGUUUCGCAUUCGUCAGGAAACAAGGUACAUGCUGCUGGGAAAUGCUCUGCUUUCUGAUCUGAUCUAUCUGUUGUUCUACACUCUGUCAGCUGCUCUCAACGCAGCACAUGUACAUCUCCCAAAGGAAGCUUGCAUCCUCCUAUUAUUUUUGCUGGCAGUGGCUUACUGCGGAGGAUUGUUCACAGCUGCUGCAAUAGUCUUGGACACAUACGUAGCAAUUUUGUUUCCUUUGCGCUACGUUGCUAUUUUGCCUCCUUCGCGAACUAAAAAAAUUAUUGUAUUACUAUGGAUGUAUUCUGGGGCUUUCCCUGGGAUUUUCUUCUUGGUGCUAUCGAGCACUCACAGCUUUGUGCCCUGUGUCCUGGAAAUGUGCUCGGUUCCAGUAAUACUAAUACUAACCCUGAAUGGGACUGAUGCUGUGAAACUCUGUUUCUGGCUUUCUACCACAGUUAUCUUUCUCUGCUUGUCUCUAAUAUUUUGUUGCUAUGCUAUUCUGUAUUUUAAAACCAAACAGUCGGGUAUAUGGGAAAGCAUCUGCUCCAGAGCCAGUGUAACAUUCUUAAUGCACAACACUGUGUUAUUUUUUUACUUCUUUCCACUCUUGGCCCUUUUUGUAGAGUCAUUCUUGUGCAUUAAUGUUUUCAUCAGACUGCAGACAGGAAUCUGGGUCUCCCUGACAGUCUGCAACAUCCUGAUGAUUCUGCCUAAAGUUUUGUUCCCUUUUCUGUAUGGGCUUCGAUACAGAGAGAUCUCAGCAUCUCUCAAAUCCAUUGUCAGAAGGAAGCAUCUUCACCUGGUGUCACCUGCUCCAUCACCAUCCUGAGCCAAUGCAGAGCACAGCCAUGGCAGAGGAGUUGUCCUGUCCUUGUUAGCAUGCAAGCCUGAUGGAAAUCACUCAACUUCUGAAGAAAUGAUCUGAAGGAGUGACCAACCCGUGUCUUCUCUGAUAUAGGCUGAUCACUGUGCCUCUUUGGUGCUAGAAGGUCACAGAUCUUUUAUCGCAUCACAGCUGAAAGUAUGGUGAAUGCUACCCUGGACAAAGUUCUAACCUUUGUUCUGAUGCGGGAAGGCAGUAUCCUUCAGAGGAGAUACUGAAUCAAGAUUAUUUUCACCUGCAUGGCAGAUGGCUUUCUGGAAACUUAAAAAAAAAAAAAUAGUGCAAAGUAAAGGGUCUCUUGACAGCAUCACCUACAGCAGAAAAGAUCUUUAACCAAACAUGCUGUAAACAGAACGGCUUUUUCUUGCACUUACUGAAUUCCUGCAAGGUUGGUGGCCAAUGUCCUAUUCUUUAAAACAUACACUGGGAGGUGCCUCUGGAAACUACUGUACUCAGUGAAGCACUGUGCUUCGUCUCGCGCAGCGUGCUAGCGCAUUAGCUGCCUUAUGGAUUCUGUCUGACAAUCCGCAAACCGCUGAAGUUUUGUAAGCUCUCACUCCGGUGGGAUGCCACUGUUGAGCAGCAUCUGCUGGGCAGCCCUGCCAGCUGACUGUCCGGAGGUAUCAGAGACGGCUGGGCUGCUCAGUGGGGGAGAGCGAGCCAGGAGCAGCCGGUGGCAGUGCCUCCCUGCGGGGUGCUGUGCCGUGCUGGGUGAACCGAGUGGGGGGCUGUGGGGAGCCCGGGGCAGCCCAGAGCCCUGAUUCCCUGCUGGGUCCGUACGGAUGUGACCAGGCCAAGGCUGAGCCCAGCAGCAGAGCAGGAGCAGCACUGUGUGCUGUGCGGCUGGGUACAAAUGUACCCAUAGCGUGGCUCCGACAUGACCUGGGGCACGGGACUCGGCAUAAACAUAAACACUCCUUCUGAGGCCCUGCCGAGGCACCUCGCAAUGCUGGCUCACAAAAAUCUGCUGUAGCAGACUGCUCCCAGGUUGCAACUGCACGGUAUCAGAGCAGGUGUUGGGUACCUGCCAUCAAACCACGGGAAAGCCAGGAGGAGAGGCUGCAGAGCCUGUUGAUGUACUUAAAGGCAAGAAAGAUUUUAUCUUGUAAGAUCCUUGAAGGUUUUCCAAAUCAGCCACCUACCUGUAGAAGAUGAGUGAAAUGCAUUUCUGAUUUUAAAGAAAUCAAAAUUUCAUUAGACAUAAACAUCCAUGUGGGAAAUGUAAAUUGCAGUGCUGUUCGUUGGACUUCAGGAAAGAUUUUGUAUGUCUAAAGAUAGUAUUUUUAGAAUGUGUUACUUUUUAUACAAAAAAUACAUUGGACAUUAAAAAAAAAGGGGGGGGGGGGACAUUAGAAAAUGGCCUCUGAUUCUACUCUGCCCAGUAUUUUCCUUGUGUGCAGACUCUCUCCGCCUUUUGUUUGCUUAAAGCAAUACAUAGUGCUGAAUGUGGCAUUUGGGUAUUUCACACUCCUCUGAAGAAUUCCACUAAGUGUGAGCCAGGAAGAGAUCAGUGUCUGGUUGCAUGAGAUGUUUUUUGGCAAUGAAGCCUGUUUGAGAUGCUCCUGCUGAUCUUUCUCUCCUCAUUCCCAAACUGCUUGUUACUCUCCUCACGUUGCAGCGUCUGCUCUCUCCGGUUUGCUGAUACAACUGCUUCUGGGGUUGCAGGUUAAAAAUAUCCCUCCAAAGAGAAGUGGUGGUGUUUUUAUUUUAGCUGAGAUUAUGCCAGCAAUUUAUUUUAUAGGAUGUUUUGUGAACAGCUGUGUCAGUACAGUUGGGGGUUGAGGGGGGGUUAACAAAUUCCAGUUUGGAAGUGGGAAUGAGCAGGGACAUCUUAGAGGCUUUGCUGCUAAGGGACACUUAAGAGCACCUCUAAGGUAAAGUUGUUGCAAGUGAAUAAACUGUAAUGCUGCAUAUUUGCUUUAACCAUGGUUCUAUGCUUCUCAGUCCUCUUCAAUAAAAAAUUAGGACCUAGAAGUUGCUUUUUACUGGCUGCUUUUAUUUUUCUGCAAAAUGAAUGUACCAUGGAUAUCUGUCACACAAGUUACGUUUGCGUAAGACUUUAUAUUUGGCCUCUAACAGGCCUUUUCCACAGCACUAGGAAGGAUGGGGGAAAUGUCUGUCUACUCGAUCAGGUGCCUUCUGCUAAAUCCCCUUAGCGUGUGGUAUGAUCAAGAAUGAAAAAGGUACCCGCAGCUCCCCGAGCAGCUCAUAUCCUGGGUCAAAUCUUUAUCUAAAUGUGCAUUGACAGCAAUGCUGAUAACUUACAGGUUGUUUUGUCUGGGCAAGGUUCUUUCAAGCUUUAUUACCUGAAGUUUGCCUGUAUUGUAAAUUGUCAUGCCAAGUGGUGAAGGUAACUGUGUAAAUUGUAUAUAGUAAGGCAGUUCUAUGUACAGCCAUAGGUGACUUUGAGUAGCUGCAGGUUAAUAGUGCUUGAUCUUCCUGCUAACCUCUGUCAAUUAUGAAAUUAAUCUCCAGGACAGGCGUGAGCAGGAUUGUAUUGCCAGUUCUGUAACUCUUCCUUACAUUUGUGUCCCCUGGAUAUAUUUACAGACAACCAGAAGUUUGGUAACAUGAAGGACACUGAAAGGCAGAGGAAGUGAAUUGGUGAUCAUGGCAAGUUUAUGCAUGUAUGACAUCGGUCUGCAGUGCUAUCAUAAGGACCAGGCAAACAAAACACUGCUUUGUGGAAAUGACCUUCCAAGGAAGAUGAAUGAAACAAUCUUAUUCAUGUCCUUGAAAUUGUUCACUACAGUGGGUGUUUGCCUGGAAAAGAUUUUAGUUGAACUGAAAUUAGUUAAGUUGAACAGAAUUCUAAAAAAGGUCUUAGAAUCGUGGAAUCAUUUGGUUGGAAAAAAACUUAAGAGUCCAACUGUACACCUAACACUGCCAAGUCUACCAUUAAACUAUGUCCCUAAGUGCCACAUCUCUGCAUCGUGGGUUGAUAUUUUAUUAAUCCACCUUAGGGUGGUUUAACAUUAAUAAGUUUUUCUGAAGUGACUGUUUGUAGACAACUUCUUCCCAUGGAAUAUUACUGUGCUGUUUGGUCCAAAAGCAGCAUGUUAUAGCAUGCGUAGAAGAAACACACCAGAUACCUGAAUCAUUUGCCUUUGGGGUUUUCCCUGAUCUAUCCGAACAGGACCAAAGGAGUCACCAGGGCAAAGUCACAAGCACUAGGUUCCUGUCAUUCUUUUCAUAAAUGUCUUGAGUUUUGUCUUCAAGAUUGUUAGGCUUCUUUAUUUGCCAGAACCUCAAGGCUGAACUGAUUAGCAACCUUGUAAGGAUGUCUCCACACAAGAGCUAGAAAUUCAAACCGAGACUGUUUACCAGAGCCCAGCUAUCGACCUCUCCCAGGUCACAUAAGUGAACUUCUUGGAUGUCACUGUGCCUGCCCAGCACUUUAAAGUGAAAUGGAGAGCGGUUGACUUCAACGUGAUUUGGCAGCUGGGGGCAGUAAUCCUUUAACAAAUUGCAAUAGCAUGACUCACUAAAGGUAUUCUAAUUUAUAGCCUAAAUAUAUUUCCUGGUCAGUUUUUCCCCUCUUUUCUUGUGCCAAUAUUGGCACUUUGUUUACCACUGCUCUCUUCCCUCUCCCCGUGGAUUUACAGUGCAGUUGGCUGCUGUCUGUAACCUACAGACUGAAGGGAGUCAGACACGCGUUCCAGGGACUGUGUCUGUGCCAUACAGCACUGGAAGAAUAAUUAAAUCUGCAGUUAGGUCUGUGCCUCAAGAUCAGUUUCAGUGUCAUGAGAUACGGAGAAUCUCCAGGCAGGUUAACAAGCGCACAGCUUUGGGUUUGAGGUUUAGUUCAUUUGCAAAGAUUUGGAUAAUUCUUCAGUAAAACUAAUUAACCUCCUGCAGUUUUAGUAACUAAUAUUAGAGCGUCUACUCCUGCUGCAUCAGUUGGCUGUGUCAUUUUCUAAGGGAAGUUUCAUAUAGUAAUAGGUCAGAAGGAAACUGUCGUUUGUCUGGUUGCGCUCGAGGUAGCCCUGAGAACCCCGGGACUACAUCCCAGCGCCGGGGACCAGCACCAGCUGCCCCAGGGACAGGUCACGCAGCUCCCACAGGCAGUUGUCUGCUCUUUGCUUCGCUAGUCACUGGUUUUGUACACUGAGGUGUUGUAUGUCCUUUGGACAGAAACUGAUUGUGGCCAUUCCCUGUGGGAGGUGGGUAUGUAUGGCAGAGGGGAGAGGGCCUGUAAUAGGAAAAGGAAAUUACAAGUUUCCUUGAAACUUGAUUUCUGUUGCCUCCUGUCUCCACCCCUACCUCGCUGCUGGUAACUGAGGGCACAGCACUGCUAGUUCUUGCCAUUUUUUCACAAGCCUCGUGAUUUUUUGCAUCUUCAUAAAACUACUGAUCCUGAAAGUUUUUGUUUUUCAGUAUUCUUGUAGUCUUUCAGACUGCAACAUGAAUCCAAAAGGUACAAAGAGCAAGAAGGCG
This is a messenger RNA of Falco peregrinus (peregrine falcon), 6978 nucleotides long. It is a transcript of the gene GPR148, whose product is annotated as G protein-coupled receptor 148. The transcript has a single exon. NCBI's taxonomy places the organism in Eukaryota, Metazoa, Chordata, Aves, Falconiformes, Falconidae. The coding region runs from base 1429 to 2487 and encodes 352 amino acids. The record is from RefSeq and is a predicted model, not a curated record. Gene Ontology annotation, cellular component: membrane.